Drosophila kikkawai is the source of this 1248-nucleotide messenger RNA. Lineage: Eukaryota; Metazoa; Arthropoda; Insecta; Diptera; Drosophilidae. The record is from RefSeq and is a predicted model, not a curated record.
AUGCCGCUGUCAGCGCCGCUGCACAAGCUGCACAAUCUACUCUGCGUGUGCCACAUUGUCAGAUACUUCGAUUACCAGAAGAUGUUCUGCCACUUGCUGUGCCUUUACAACCUGCGAUUCAAUGAGGCCACCCAGAAAUUCACAUUCGGUCACCAGGUUUUCAUUUACUGUAUGCAUUUCUUGACUAUUUUGAGUAUACUGUGUUACUGCCCUGUUGUUCGCCAUUACUUUGUUGAUCGCGGUAGUUACUUUAUCUACUUUCUGGCCUUCAUGUACUAUGUAAUGUUGAAAAGAUCUAUGCUCGAGACACUAAAUGAAAUGGCAAGACUACACUCGGAACUGCAGUCCACGAUGGGUAUUCUUUUUUGUGUGUCCGUAAAGCGGGCCUUUUGUUGCUCCAUUCUGAUAGCCAUCGAAGUAGUAGCAGUUUUCAACUGGCAACUAACGGCGAUUGACAAUUUCGAAAUGGGAAUGUUCACAGCUCCUUGCCUGAUUUGCUGGCAUUUUCAGCUCUUGCUUCAAGUGAAUAGCUACAUUUGGCUGCAGUCGAUGUAUGUGGUCAUAAAUCAGGUCUUAACUGCUCAUCUCAGGUACAAGCAGCGCUGGAAAAUGCUUAGAAAUGUCCUAAAGAUUCACUGCCAGCUGAGAGAAAUUCAGCGAGAUAUAUCCCAUUAUUUCAGUGUGUACAUUGCCACGGUGAUAUUUCUCAUAUCGUCCUGCUUCUACAGAAGCGUCAUCGACGAGGCGGGUUUUGACUGGGAAAUGAGUCGUUUGGUUCUGAUGAAAGUGGAGCUGUGGCAGGUUAGAUACUUGGCAAACAUGUUUUUCCUUUUCGGCACCCUGCUGACGGUUGUGUGGGAUUAUAAAACGGAGAGGGACAAAUUCCUUGUUGGUCUGUGGAGGUCUAAAGGCAUCAGUCAAAGAGCAUUGAAAAGCAGAAAAUCAACUCGGUGUUUAAGUCGCUACCAUCAGACUAUGGAUAUUGUGGAUAUGAUGCUCUUAACUGGCAAUCUACCCUGUGAUAUGAUCCGCUCGGAUGUGAUUAUCAUGGAAAUAAGAAUCAAACAGGACUCAAUUUUCAACUUGGAGAUCACAUCCAUCAUCAACUACUUUUGCCUGCUGAUGCUCACCAUGUGCCUUGUACCCCUAGUGGCCUUCUUCAAUGGUUUCGAAUACUCCUCACAGCAAGAGCUCUUGGGAAAUAAAAUCAAUGAGCCCAAGCUGGAUAUUGGCCAUACUCUCGAGUGA